Messenger RNA from Panicum virgatum (switchgrass), 3669 nucleotides. RefSeq names its product translation initiation factor IF-2-like. Lineage: Eukaryota; Viridiplantae; Streptophyta; Magnoliopsida; Poales; Poaceae. The transcript has 4 exons. Bases 73 to 1035 code for a protein of 320 amino acids. The record is from RefSeq and is a predicted model, not a curated record.
GGCUGUGGCCCGGGGCGCGGUGGUGGCUGGCGUGGCGGCGGGGGCGGCACGCGGCCGGAGGCGAGCAGGAGCAUGGUAAGGAGGAGGAGCAGGGGCAGCCGGCGAGCAGCGCCGCGGGCGCCUCAAAUCUGCGCCGCCACCACCGCCACCUCCUCCUCGUGCUCGCCGCCGCUGCCACCUCCUCCUCCCCGCUGCAACGCUCCUCCUCCUCUUCCUCCUCCCCGCAACAGCGCGCCUCCGCCUCCCUGGCGCCCCGCCUGUCCCUCCCGGGCAACUCCCUCUCUCGACCAACCAGCGCCACCGCCCGUCCGUUCGCCCCCCUCCCUCCUCCUCCCGUCUCCGGCAGCUAGUAUGCGGCGCAGCGGCCGAGCUGGCAGCUGCGUGGUGGGCGGCGGCGAGGCCGGCGCCGGGCGGGCGGGCGGGCGGGCGAGCGGCGGUGCGCAGCCCCCAUGCCAGCGCUCCCCGACGACGGCCACGACGAAAGCAGGACCGCCGGAGCUCCUCCAAGCACAUCAACGGGAUGCGGUUUGGGCGAGGAGGAGUCCGCGUAGUGCCGGCGGGAGGAGGGCGGCGGUAUCAGCGAGGCAGCGAGGGAGGGCGACGAUGGUGAGCAGGGGGGAGAGAGGGUGCCGCGGGUUGGGCCUCGGCCGUCAGCGUCUCCAUGACGUGGUCCACCAGAGCCGAGGAGAGGGCGCUUGUCCGGGCGAUGGCGUCGGUGGCGAGCCUCUGCUCGAGGCGCAGCGCGGCGGCCUCCUGCUGCAUCACGGAGAGCAGGCCGACGAUGGCGUGCAUCGGCGUCGCCACAGCGUCGCGUGCCGCGCCGCGCGCGGCCGUUCCUCGCCCCAGUCGCGGCCUCGAGCUCGCUCCUCGCGCGCGCCAGCGCCCCGUGCUGCUGCGCCAGCUUGUGCCGGAGCAGCUACGAGCCUGCGACUCCUCCAGCACCGCAGCAUGGGAGAGCGCCACGGCAACCUGGUCGGCGACGGCCUGCACGACCUCCAGAUCCUGGUUGCUCCAAGUCCACGCCGCUGCAGAUGAAGAUGAUGAGUCGUCGUCGUCGUUGCCGCGACGAACCAGGACUAAGAUUGCGUAGCUCGCCGGCUCUGAUGCGCAGCUCCCUCCGUGGAAAUUUGGGAUCCGUGUGGCGGCCGCAGCUCCUGCCGCGCGGCAGGGCUCCACCGCUCGCCGCCUCAAACAGCGCGGAGCCUGGCCUGAGCACCCUGGCGUCCUUGCUGGCCAGAACGGCGGUCACCGGCCACGUCCGGGUGACGGACGGAAAUGGCGCGUGUCCCCACGUCGAGCACCUUGCCGCCUUGGUCCGGCAGCAGCUGGUGGGUCAGCUGGAGCACGCAGCCACAUUUGUUGACGAUGCUGUCGCUGCUAGCUUCUUGCCCCCUCUUCCCUCUUCGUCUUCUUCCAUGCAGCGUUUGUGACUUAGCUGCAUAAUAUUUCUGAGCACAUAUAUUGAUUAGCUCGAUUUGCCUUUUGAAUACAUGUCCAUGUCUUACGAUCUGAUUUAUUUCUUAUUUCAAUCUCGAUCUGAUAAGGGCCUCCUCAUUUUGCCUUCUUCCUUUUUCUCCUUAGCAAUUUUCCAAAGAUUUAUCCUCUUACCUCAUGUUUUCCACCAUUGGAGUUGCUGAUACAGCCCAACCUGAAUAGCGUGGCUGGAUUUUUUUUUUCCUCCGAUGCGGAUGGAAUUGAGAUUUGUAUGAUUCCAGUUUCAUGAAACUCAUCUAUUUUGUUGAGUCCUACAUUAAAAUUUGCUUGCCAAGUUUGCUGUAGUUCACAGUUCAAGGUAAGCAAGACAAACCACCUAUUCCAUAGUUGUACAUGUAAAUACAGUUGAGUUGCUUUUCUUUUUACCAUUACUUUUAAUCUUGGAACUGAAUUUAAUGUAUGUAUUUGCCAUAUAAGUAUAGCCACCUAUAUUUGUACGACCCUAGCGCAUGUUAUUCAAAUUCACAUGAUCCAAAAAUGAUUUUUCUUCAUGUUCGCAUUUCAAUCAAUAAGCAAGUACAGUUUUCUACUCCAUGUCCACACUAUAGCCAGUAUAUACUAAAGAUAGGAAGUGUAUAGAAGCUGGCGUCUUUAGUAUUCACUGAACCAAUUUUGUCAAGCUAAAAUAUCACAAACCUUCAUAGUACUCACUGAAGGGCGAAGGUCUAAAACUACCAGUUAAGCAAGAAACACAGGGUGUAGGCUCCAUUCUUAACCAAUAGAUGCAUUAUUCAAGUAAGCCUUUACCAGUGGAAGAGAACUUUAGUAAUGUUGCCCAGUUAUUUCUAUGCUGUACUUACUUUUUAAAGAUGCUCAAAAUCAGAGAUAAAAAUUGAUUCUUUUUGUAUCUAUAUAACUGCAGGUUAAGAAAAUGCUUUGUACUGUAAAAUGGAGCAAGGAUAUUGGAUUGUGCAUUCUUGUAUUUUGUUUGUUUAUGCUAGGAUAGAUAUAUGUUCAUUUAACUUCAUGACCUUUGUAGCCACCAAGGUAAAUCGACAAUCAGACUACCCUCUGUUUCUUUUGUCUGACUAUAUGUACAUCUUCUUAAUUCAAAAAAGUGCUUCUCCCUGACUUUUUCCUUUUACAGCAAGAAAUGACAUCAUCCCUGUGCCGGUUGCCUAAAUAAAUUGUCAACUAUCUUAAAAGUUUAAUUGUUGUAAUGCCUUCUAAUCGCCAACUUCCGUAUUGUACAAUUCCAGUGGAAUCCUGUGCCUACCAUUAGCCCAAGUGUUCAUGCUAGCUCUUAUAAUGAUCAUAGCCGGGCAAAAGACGUUGCUACUACUUUUCCUGACUGCUUUGUUAUUCAGUGUCCAAACUCGACUGUACUAAACCUUAUAUUUGGUUGUAUCUAAAUGUAUUAUCUGUUUGUCUGCCUUCAUAAUUAUAGCUUUGUUAUUCUACAACCCUACGGUCACAACAAUAUAAGAAAGACAAUGCCUGAUAGCUGUUGCUGCUAAUCUAAAUUCGGUUUAACAUUCUUUCUCCGAUGUUCAUUCUGUUUAUUUUAUCUUGCAGAAGGAUGGCUAUUCUGCACUCUAACUUGGGCACCUGAUCAAUGGAUGAAACAAUACGAAAAAAACAACAUGGUUACCAAUGGACGAAACAAUGCGAUAAAACAACAUGCCAUAUCCUAAAUUUACAUUUUAAGGUGCCAACUAUUCUGUAUUCUCUUCAUUUAUGACUAUCAGGAAAGCACAAUGCUUCUCACACAAUCAAAUCUACUUUCGAAUGCCAAUGAGUGAAACAAAGCAAGAAAACAAAAGGCGAUACAAGAAAAUUAGGUCUUGCAAUCAAGUACUUAUUCAUACAGGUGUGCCUAAUGAUCUGAAGUUUCCUCUGCCAACUCUGAGUUGCAAAAUCAUUCACAAGGUUGAGGAAAAUGGUCAUCUUUUGAAGAUGUUGGGGAUGCCCACCACCGGUCGUUUGCUGUUGGAUUCAGUUGUUUCUAUCAAUGUUAAUACUCUUCGAUGUAAAUUAUUAGUGUCGUAUUAGCUCCUGGAGGAUCACUACGCCAGUGAGAAACCUGAUGUUAAUGUUCGCACGUGCCGAACAAUUAAUGUUCUCCAAAAUCACUUUAGCAUAAAGACAUCCUAUCUCACCGUGUUGUAAACUGUACUAAGAAACUACCACUUAGCUAACUAUUUAAUGCUAAUGUCGCUCUUUUUUGCAACUGAA